AUGGCCGCCCUAUUCGGCCUAUACCCUCUAGGCGUGGAGGUGAACGCUGCUCUAACCGCCCCCGAGGCCGAAGAGAGCUUUAAGGCUGUGUGGCCUACGGUCACCAAGCUUGCUGGGAGCAAGGCGAAGAACAUGCUCAAUUACUCCAGCUUCUACAGCAACUUCGGCGUGGAGGAUAGCGCCGAUGAUGAUUCUAUCACUCCCUUGGGCGAGGUCGAGCAUGUCGCGUUCUUGCUAUACUGGCUAUGCAAGUUCGUGUUUUGCACCCAGGUAAAUAAAGUUACCUUGGAGUUCGCCCACCUGGCCUACUAUCUUGCACAGGGCGGAAGGUUGGCGCUCGGCCCAUUCCUCCUAGGUCAUGUCUACCGUACUCUUCAUGACGUGGUCACUGAUGGGAUGAAGCCGAAGCACGGUGGUCCGCUAUGGGCCUACCAGUUCUGGCUGCAGGCUUGCUUCCCAGAACUGAGGGGGGCGGUCAAUAUCGCCGACACCGAGCCGCUGGCUAACACGCUCGCCCGGGCCCUCAGGAAGCAUAACACCUCGGUCUUCUGCUACAAGUUCUAUAAGCUAACCGAGAGGGCUGGGUCACAGUUUCGGGUGUGCCUUGCUAGGUCGUAUCCCUUGUACCUGGCGCACGACCUCUCCAUAAUUCCUGAUGGCGAGACAGAGAACGACCUGAGGGAGAUCUGGGGCUUCUUUCUGGUCGCGCGCGACAUUCACUGUGGCCUGUCCAAGGCCGGGGCCGAGGUUUAUUUGUCGCAUUUCGUGGCGCGGCAAUUUGGCCUGAGUUAG
This is a messenger RNA of Prunus armeniaca (apricot), 792 nucleotides long. The record is from the annotation of a GenBank genome assembly. Lineage: Eukaryota; Viridiplantae; Streptophyta; Magnoliopsida; Rosales; Rosaceae.